Molecule: messenger RNA, 1566 nt
Organism: Arabis nemorensis
Lineage: Eukaryota; Viridiplantae; Streptophyta; Magnoliopsida; Brassicales; Brassicaceae
Source: the annotation of a GenBank genome assembly
AUGCAACUGCCUCAAUUUUGUUUUGUCCAGGAAGCAUCUAACCAAAAGUUGGAUUCUGGUUCAACGGCCACUAUUGCGCUUAUCGCAGAUGGUCAACUAAUGGUUGCCAGCAUCGGUGAUUCAAAGGCGCUUUUGUGUUCUGAAAGAUUCGAGACUCUGGAUGAGGCUAGAGCUACUUUAGUGAAGUUGUACAGAGAGCAAGGACGCAGUCCAGGCUCUUCUCCAUCAAGAGAGGAUGAGAAGAUUCGUGUCGAAGCUGCAGGAGGUUAUGUCACUGAGUGGGCGGGUGUGCCACGGGUUAACGGUCAGCUGGCUGUCUCCCGUUCAAUUGGUGACCUUUCUUAUAAAAGUUACGGUGUUAUUUCUGCACCUGAGGUGAUGGACUGGCAACCUCUAGCGGCUAAUGACAGCUACUUGGUAGUGCCAUCUGAUGGCAUCUUUGAGAAGUUGGAGUUGCAAGAUGUAUGCGAUCGACUCUGGGAAGUAAACAACCGAACAAGCUCUGGAGCAGGACUGCCUUCAUACUGCUCAAUAUCUUUGGCAGAGUGCUUGGUUAAUACUGCAUUUGAAAAGGGAAGUAUGGAUAAUAUGGCUGCUGUUGUGGUUCCUCUGAAACCUAAUCCAGUUUCUCAGAGCCAAGCAAGGGAGAAAUUUACAAGUGACAAGACAGCCGAGUUUGCUUCCGGAUUGCAGAUGAAGAACACAUAUGCACUGCCAUAUGGAACUUUUGGUCCAUUGCAAUUGAAGCUGGCUCAACCAUCUUCAACUAUUUUUAAUGAGUUAUUGAUUCUCUCUCAACUUCUGAUCGCCGGCGUUGACAUUCACGAAUCCGGGAAGAUGUGGAACCAGAGUUACGGCAAGCAUGAUUUGGAGUCUGCACAGACGCCUCUCUAUCCGAUGAUGAUGGAGAGCCCCGAGCUCCGUUGGUCUUUCAUCCGCAAGGUCUAUUCCAUCAUCUCCAUCCAGCUUCUCGUCACUAUCGCCGUCGCCGCCACCGUCGUCACCGUUCAUCCUAUCUCUGUUUUCUUCACCACCACCGGCCUCGGCUUCGCUCUCUACAUACUUCUUAUCUUCACUCCAUUGAUUGUUAUGUGUCCCUUGUACUACUAUCACCAGAAGCACCCUGUGAACUAUCUAUUACUCGGGAUUUUCACCGUCUCUCUUGCUUGUGCGGUUGGCUUGACCUGCGCCUUCACAAGCGGGAAGGUCAUUCUCGAGUCUGUGAUUUUGACGUCUGUUGUGGUCAUAUCCCUCACCCUCUACACGUUCUGGGCUGCCAAAAGAGGCCAGGACUUCAACUUCCUCGGACCCUUCUUGUUCGGUGCCGUCAUUGUGCUUAUGGUGUUUUCCUUCAUCCAGAUUCUCUUCCCUUUAGGAAAGAUCUCAGUGAUGAUCUAUGGUUGUUUGGCAUCCAUCAUCUUCUGUGCAUACAUUGUGUACGAUACGGAUAACUUGAUCAAGAGACACUCGUAUGACGAGUACAUCUGGGCUGCAGUAUCUCUCUAUUUGGAUGUGAUUAAUCUCUUCCUUUCUCUACUCACUUUGUUAAGAGCUGCUGAUAGUUAA